Molecule: messenger RNA, 407 nt
Organism: Staurois parvus
Lineage: Eukaryota; Metazoa; Chordata; Amphibia; Anura; Ranidae
Source: the annotation of a GenBank genome assembly
GGUCAGUGAUGUAGUUUGGGGCAGUGUUAUGGACAGCUUUGUACGUCAGUCAGGGGCGGACUGACCAUUUGAAAACUCGGGCACUGCCCGAGGGCCCGGGGUCAGUAGGGGGCCCCAUGAGAUGCCCCUGGUACCUUUUUCAUAGGCUUUUUUGGGUGUGGGCGAGGACACAGGGGCCCCAUGAUCCCCUAUUGCCCGGGGGCCCCAUGAGUUGUCAGUCCGCCCCUGACGUCAGUGUUAGCAUUUUGAAUUUGAUUCGUUGGGCAAUCGGAAGGCAGUGGAGUGAUUAGCAGAGGGGGGGCCCCAUGAGAUGCCCCUGGUAGCUUUCAUUGGCUUUUUCAUAGACUUUUUUGGAUGUGGGCAAGGACACAGGGGCCCCAUGAUCCCCUAUUGGCCGGGUGCCCCAU